Messenger RNA from Limanda limanda (common dab), 1315 nucleotides. RefSeq names its product FKBP prolyl isomerase 1Aa (gene fkbp1aa). Gene Ontology annotation, molecular function: peptidyl-prolyl cis-trans isomerase activity. Bases 49 to 378 code for a protein of 109 amino acids. The transcript is spliced from 5 exons. The record is from RefSeq and is a predicted model, not a curated record. NCBI's taxonomy places the organism in Eukaryota, Metazoa, Chordata, Actinopteri, Pleuronectiformes, Pleuronectidae.
CCACUCGCAUUGUACGGUGGUCGAGAGGAAGGAAACCGAGGAGCCAAGAUGGGGGUAGAGAUCGAGACCAUAACUCCUGGAGACGGGCGGACAUUUCCCAAGAAGGGGCAGCGCGUCGUGGUGCACUAUGUCGGCACGCUGGCAGACGGGAAAGUGUUCGACUCCUCGCGGUCCCGGGGGAAGCCGUUCAAGUUCAAGAUCGGUAACCAGGAGGUGAUCCGUGGUUGGGAGGAAGGAGUAGCGCAGAUGAGCGUAGGCCAGAGGGCGAAGCUGACCUGCUCGCCAGACUUCGCUUACGGCAACAAAGGACACCCGGGGAUCAUCCCGCCGGAUUCCACUCUCACCUUCGACGUGGAGCUGCUCAGUCUGGAGGCCUGAAACUCGUGCACUCACUUUGUUAAAUUCCACUCAAAUUUUCAGGGUUGACUCCUAUCUCGGGAACAUGGAGGAAAAACUGUAACAGCUGAUUCCUGCUUCUGAUUCCUGCAUAGGACCUAUUCACUAGUUCACUCUCCUUUUCCAUCUAGACUCAUAUUAAGUUUGUGUCACUUGCUUUAAAACGUGUAUCCCUCAUACUAUACUUUAGAUUACAUACAGUAAUAAGUCAUAGGCCAUCCCAUCCAAUGUAUUUUGUCAAAUUAUGUUGUGUAUUUUUAUGGUAAUGUUUUAUUUUUUCUUUGACUUAAAAUUUUUACAAAUUGUGGCCAUCAAGUCCAGGUGCUGGAUGAAGUGUCAGAACUAUCGAAUCAGUCUCACUCCUGUGGCUCUGUGGCCUUUAUACUAAAAGUGUAUCGAUUGCAGGUAAUGAAUUGUCUUGAAUAAAAAAUCAGAAUGAAUUGUUUGACACGAAAGGAUGUUUCCACCGAUGACCUUUUGUGAUAUUUGUCGGACGAAAUUAGAAGAGAUAAUAGAAAAGACAUUUUUAAUCAGGGUUUUGUGAAUCAAGCACAUUAUUGCCAUUAACAACCCACGUGUCUCUGCAGAUGUAGGAUUUUUAUUUGUCUAUGCUGAAGCAUCAAUUGUUAAUUUAUAAGAGUAAAAAUGACUUUAACUGCUCGAACGUUCACAGCUGGACAUUAUUUGUCUUGUUGGUCAUGUGUAAAAAGCCAAAAGAAGGUCUUACGAGAAAAUACUUGGUCUCUGGUUAAAGGUUUCUAAAUUUGCAUGGCAAGUCCCCCCCCCCCUACAGAUUUGUCGGCACAUCUUGGGGUUUGUGGUUCUCUUUAUUUGAAGGAGUUGUGUGUAACAAGCUGUGGAUGUUGUAAAAGGUCUGUUCCUUCCUCAAAACACAUUAAAAGAGUACUUUUAACACAAA